AAUGUUUCACAUCUACCAUCCAUACACACACACACACACAUGCUUACACACACACACACACUCACACACAGACACACAGACACACACAUGCUCAGUCUCUCUGAGGCAGACACAAGCUGAGCUGAGCGAAGCGUGAGAGAGGGAAAAGCCGCAGAACUAAAGAAAGACCACCGCAUCCCCCUGGGCUUUCACACAAGAGGAAGAGUUCAGGCAUCUCUCUCUCUCUCUCUCUCUCUUUCUCUCUAUCUCUCUUUCUCUCUCUCUGUCCCUCUAUCCCUCUCUUCAGCCUUAUCACUGUACUCAGCCAUCACACAUCACAGGAGAGACAGCAGGACAGACAGAGCGAGGGAACAACAGCAAGAAGAAAAGGAAAUUGUAGGGAGUGGUAUGAGGCGGUGAUGAUGGCUCUGGACAUGGAGAGGACAGUGUCUAAGCUCAUGUUCGACUUCCAGAGGAACUCAACCUCAGACGACGACUCUGGCUGCGCUCUGGAGGAAUAUGCGUGGGUGCCCCCGGGCCUCAAACCAGAACAGGUUCACCAGUAUUACAGCUUCCUGCCAGAGGAUAAGGUGCCCUACGUCAACAGCAUCGGCGAGAAGCAUCGCAUCAAACAGCUCCUGAACCAGCUGCCCCCUCACGACAACGAGGUGAGAUAUUGUAACUCUUUGGAUGAAGAGGAGAAGAGGGAGCUGAAGAUCUUCAGUAAUCAGAGAAAGAGAGAUAACCUGGGCAGAGGAACCGUCCGCCCUCUUCCUCUCACUAUCACUGGAGCUGUUUGUGAACAGUGUGGAGGGCAGAUUAAUGGUGGUGAUAUUGCGGUGUUCGCCUCCCGAGUGGGCCACGGACUGUGCUGGCAUCCUCACUGCUUCGUCUGCUGUGUGUGCGCCGAGCUGCUGGUGGACCUCAUCUAUUUCAACCAGGACGGCAAGAUCUACUGCGGCCGCCACCACGCUGAACGGCUCAAGCCACGCUGCUCAGCAUGCGAUGAGAUUAUCUUUGCUGAUGAGUGCACAGAGGCAGAAGGGAGGCACUGGCACAUGAGGCAUUUCUGCUGUUAUGAAUGCGCGGCACCACUAGGUGGUCAGCGCUACAUCAUGCGAGAGGGACGACCUCACUGCUGCAACUGUUUCGAGUCACUCUACGCAGAGUACUGCGACGCGUGUGGAGAACAUAUAGGCAUAGACCAAGGCCAAAUGGCUUAUGAGGGUCAACACUGGCAUGCCACCGAAGAGUGUUUCUGCUGCGCUCGCUGCCGCCAGUCUCUGCUGGGUCGUCCCUUUCUGCCCAAGCAAGGCCUCAUUUAUUGUUCCCGCCUCUGCAGCCAGGGAGACGAGCCCGACCUGUCCGACUCCUCCGACUCCGCCUUUCAAAGCGCCCGCUCCCGCCAGUCACGCCGCAGUGCUCGAAUUGGCAAGCAAGGGACCAAGAACAAGGCAGAAGGGGGGCGGCAGCAAUCGACUGGCUCGGGAUCAGCCACAGGUGAGCGGCAUUCGACAGAUGGGGACUCCCUCGCCGUACAGAUGGACUUGCUGAGCGUGUCGAGCCCUGCUCCCAGCCGCACCCCUAACCGCACGCCAACGCGGACCCCGAGCAGGACCCCAAGUCGUUCUCCAAGCCUGAACCGCAAGCAGUCUGUCUGGAUGAGCAGGGAUGAACCGUAUUCCUACGAGUCCAAUAAAAGAGAUCCGUCCCCUUCCCCGAAUGCUCAUCAGCUGCGGAGCCAGUGUAGCAUCCGGACCCCUUAUCCACCCUCUCCUAGUCAGCCAGCGAAGGUCGUGAGCCCUCCCGAGUCCUGGCACAAAGAACAACAAGGGAGCAACCCCAAAAAGCCUCCAGUUAUGGCUGCUCUGAGGGGGCACUCUUUUAACGAGAACUGGAUGCAUCACGGUCAAGAACCUGAGUUCCAUCCACCCAAACUCAAGACGCAGAUGAGCUUCAACGAGGUAUCAAGUCGGGGUGCAGCUUUUCUAGACAAGAGGAGUGUGAGCGUACAGGGCUUCCCUAGAGACAUGCGCCCCCCACUUCUGAGGAGCAGGCACCACAUUGGUCCCAGUUUUGGUGAACUGACACCUCUGGAGCAGACACCACGAGGAUCUGCGGACUCGCUGGCCCUUUCCUACGCUACAGGAAAUUCUUUGGAUGGGACCACUAGGCGCCAGGAGCAUCUUUCCCGCUUUUCAAUGCCUGACUUAAGCAAGGACUCCGGGGUAAAUGUAUCUGAGAAGAGUGCCAUGGGGACUCUAAACUCAUCCAUGCAGUUCCGCAGCACUGAAUCCCUGUCAUCAGUCCCAAGACCUCUUGCCGAUCUGGGAAUGCCUGUCAGACUAAGGUAUCCUCCGCCGCUCUACUGGGACUCGCCUCGAGGGCUAAGCUUUGAUGAGCAAGCCAAAGGGCGAAUGGGCCUUGCGGGAAGCAUGGGCAAUGUUCACGUAGUGACACCGCGGCCGCGGCGAGCCAACACUCAAGACUCUCCGCGGCAGCAGAGGCCGAGGCAACACCACCAUCGCAAGAGUCACAAGGGUCACAAAGGCCACCACCGCUCCAGACGCUCCCGCUCUGACAAUGCUCUUCACCUGGCUGCUGAAAACCAGAACUACCCUAGUGACCCUGUGCAGAGGUUCCGCGACGACUUUCAGAGGCUGCCCUCGUCCAGGAUGUCGCGUGAUCCUUUUGGGGGAAAUUACGCAUACAGGCAGCAGUUUUUCAGGCCUUGUCCUCGGACCACCUCUGAUCUUACCCUGCAGGACCCUGGGGGUCCGAGACAAGGGCAGUUCCUGGGCAGGUAUGGAGAGCUGGCCGAAGACGAAGAUCACUUUUGCUCCACCUGCUCCUCUUCGUCUGAGGCGUCCGACGACGAAGGAUACUUCAUGGGUGAACCCAUCCCCCGGCCUGUGCAGGUGCGCUAUCUCGACAACGAGGAUUUGCGACAGCGUUAUAGCCCCACUAUGAUGGGUGGUCACUCCCAGCUACACACACGUAAACGCCGGAAGAGUAAGAACUGCAUCAUCUCAUAAGAAAGAAAAACUGUGUGUGUGGGAAUGUUUGGGAAUGUGUGUGUAUGUGUGCGUCGGUCUGUCUGUUUGCGUACGUGUGUGUGUGUGUGUGUGUGUGUGUGCGUGUGUGUAUCUGAGUGUGUGUGUGUACUUAUACUAAUAACUUCUAACUUCUGAAUGGAUUGUACACUUAUUUACGCAUGAUCAAAUUAUAACCGAGAAAACUUGAUCAUGCCCUCUGGACCUUCUCUCCUCUGUUUACUGUGACAGAAGACUGCACAAAGAUUUCAUGUAUGAACAAUUACCUAUUUGAAUAUUACAUAGAGUAUUGUAUAUUCGACAACACUUAAGUUCACUUGUAGAAACGUGCAAUAAGAAUGUGCAAUGUACCUUCUGGUUCGGCUGGAAAACGAGUAGCGAGGCUCAGCGCGCGCCGGACUGUUCCGAGACGAGCGAUACCGAUACUGGUUGGUUAUCAUAACUGGCUUUCAUUAUUGUAUUCUAAUCUUUAUUCAGAGUUGUCUUAAACUUAAGGUCAUUUGUGUUACUGUAAAUGUGAAGAUGACUGAGAGAGUACCAGCUCAGCCACACGGCUUAGUGAAGACUGAGGGGACUUGGCUUUAAGUGCAAAUCUUAUCUACCCCGGCUUCAACGCAACAUUCCCCUUCACUGUUCUCUCCUUAAACCUGUCUUUCUUCUCCUCUUUUAGCACACACACACACACACGUGAGACCCAGUUCAUAUAACCCUUAUAAAUAACACCAUAUGCUAGUUGCCAUUGUUCUAAUUGCUUGCACCCUGUCUUAUUACUGACACUUUAAGAUCACUUACAUUCGCUUUUGGGCAUAGCAAUGUUUGGUAUAGUCCUGUUUUAAAUGCAAUAUACUUUCUUUUCCAAAGUCCUCAUUUUAAUAAUGCUAUCUUUCGAUUCUAUGUAUGUACAGUGAUUUUAAAAAGUACUAUAAGUUAUGGCUGUAGUAUUGUAAAUGUUCUGUAAAUAUAGUCGUAAAUAUUUCUAUAUUUUGUAACUUCAGAUGCAUUAUUUGUAUCAUAUUGUAGAGUGUAGAAACCCAAGCUGACUGCAUGUAUCCCCAGUUCAUGUCUUGUAUCUGAAUUAAAUAAUAUUUCAAUGAUCAAUAAA
This is a messenger RNA of Astyanax mexicanus (Mexican tetra), 4134 nucleotides long. It is a transcript of the gene prickle2a, whose product is annotated as prickle homolog 2a. The record is from RefSeq and is a predicted model, not a curated record. Gene Ontology annotation, molecular function: zinc ion binding. Lineage: Eukaryota; Metazoa; Chordata; Actinopteri; Characiformes; Acestrorhamphidae. The transcript has 8 exons. Bases 399 to 3014 code for a protein of 871 amino acids.